This is a messenger RNA of Cornus florida, 1105 nucleotides long. RefSeq names its product protein yippee-like At4g27745. The transcript is spliced from 3 exons. NCBI's taxonomy places the organism in Eukaryota, Viridiplantae, Streptophyta, Magnoliopsida, Cornales, Cornaceae. The coding region runs from base 573 to 893 and encodes 106 amino acids. The record is from RefSeq and is a predicted model, not a curated record.
AUCCUCUUUCUCUCUCUCUAAAAUCAAUAAUGGCCAACUGAGAAACUUAGGGCGCAAUGGCCAGAUUAGGUUGUAUUCAGAAGGAAACUCCAACCAUAAUUCACCUUUAUCCACAUCUUUAAUUCUCAUGGUGGUAGGUGACUCAAAGCAAAGAAUAAACUUUUCUACGCCAUCAUUUUUCAUCUUUUUUUCAAUUUGUUUCUUUUAAUCCUAUAAAAGGGUUUGAUUAUACAGCUCAGAUCCUCAUCCAACUUUACUAUAAUUGAUGGGUUCUCUUCUUCUCUUUAAUAUACUGUAGAUUUUAUUUCAAAACUUUACCUUCUCAUUGGUUGUGUUCUUUUCAUUAUACAGUGUCUUUAUAUAUAUAUAUAUAUAUAUAUAUUUGAUGUUCUUGUUCUUUACUCUUUAUACCAAUCAUGUCUUAAUCAACCCCACCACUUAUUCUUGCUCUCCAAUUUGGUCUAAUCUUGCACGCCAACAUUCUCUGUGUGCUUAUCUUUUGGUGCAGAGUAUUUGGCCUUUCACCGACUUUGUUGUGGUGAGGUGUUUGGUGCACGAAUUGUUGCUUUUCAAUGGCGGAAUUGGUUGGGCCUCGGUUGUACAGCUGCUAUAAAUGUCGAAAUCAUGUUUCGCUUCACGACGAUAUAAUUUCUAAGGCUUUUCAGGGGAAAAAUGGCCGAGCAUUUCUGUUCUCCCACGCAAUGAACGUUGUUACUGGACCCAAAGAGGACAGGCAUCUCUUAACUGGUCUUCAUACAGUUGCCGAUACCUACUGUGGUGACUGCCGAGAGGUGUUGGGUUGGAAGUAUGAACGAGCUUAUGAGGCAGCGCAGAAGUACAAGGAGGGGAAGUUCAUACUCGAGAAAGCAAAAAUUGUUAAGGAAAACUGGUAGCCUCAUAUCAAAGCCCCUAUUCAAUCCGUAACAAAAUCUCAACGUUGUAUAAGUGUCUUGAUUCUUCCUAAUUACCCGCCUUGAACAGAAAUCAGUCACACAAAAACAAAUAUUUGCCAUUGCUCUGAUCUUUGCACUCUUACCAUCUUCUAUGUCUGGAAGUGUACAGGACUAAUAAUUCCUUUGUUAAUAAAAUUGUGAUAUUAUUCUCA